Molecule: messenger RNA, 1423 nt
Organism: Sorghum bicolor (sorghum)
Lineage: Eukaryota; Viridiplantae; Streptophyta; Magnoliopsida; Poales; Poaceae
Exons: 1
Coding region: 222-1022 (266 amino acids)
Biological process (GO): regulation of DNA-templated transcription
Source: RefSeq, a predicted model, not a curated record
GUCUGAGUGGGGAGCGCCGGGGCCUGGGGUGGCCGACGCUUCGAAUUCCCGGAUCCAAAGUCCAAAAUUUCAGCACCGCCGCCGGCGCUUGUUGGCGGGAGAAUAGCGCGGGCACGCGCGCGUGGUCGGGAUACUGCUCCUCCCAAUCCCAGAUACUUCUUUUAUAAAUAUGCAAAGCAUCACACACCUACGGCCUACCCCUGGUGUCACCCAUCUCCACCAUGGCACCAACCAUCCCCUUCUCCCUUUCCCCACGCGGCAACUGCGCGGCCGCCGCCAUCAGCAUCUCCUCCUCUGAAUCCGAUCCUUCGUUUACCAACACCCUCAUCGUCCUGUCCUCGGCGACCUACUCCACCAGCUCCGUCGUCAUCGUUCGUGACUCAUCCGCCAGCCGAGGCGGCGACGAGGCCAGGCGCGGGCAGAGGAGCGCGCUGCCGCACCGGCGUCCGCCCUCGCUGGCGCCCUCCGCCCUGCCCGUCCGUUCGUCAACCGUCGUCACCGCAGCUUCAUCCGCCAACGGAAGCGGACAUGCAGCCACGACGGCGGCGGCGCCGCACCAGUGCCCGUCGCCGUGCUCUGUCUUCUCCGUCCGCGCACCAGGCGGCGUCGUCCCAACCCCUCCCUCCAGCGGCGGCCGCGGCGGCGACGACGAUGACGAGGCUACCAGCCGGCUCAAGAGGAAGGCGCAGUACCGAAAGUGGCGAGUCGAAGAUGAGCUCAAGAUCCUCUCCACCCUAGCCAAGCUCCGCAAGGACAACUUGGGCGUGCCCCCCCAGGCCUCGGUGCUUCUCAAGAAGAUCUGCGAGGAUGGCGGGCUCCUUCGCCGUGGCGUGGAUGCCACGGAGCUUUCCGAUAAGGUGUUCAAGCUGAAGAAAAAGUUCAUGAAGGCCGCUGCCAAGGUUGCUGCCAGCAACGGCAGGCACCUUCGCAAAUACCGCAACCGGGUGCUCUACAAGACAUCCAUGGAGGCGUGGCCGGAUCUGCUGCCUGUCGACGCCGCGGCUGCUGUUCAGGGCCUCUGAUCAUCGUCUGAUGGACAUCACGUUCACGACAGGAGGUUGAGCUCUUUUUGUGCACUGCUGCCUCUACUUCAAAUCAAAUCUAUGAGCACCAUCACCAUUAGGUGUGGUGUGACCUACUAUACAUAUAACAUAUGCACGACCAAUCUAGCUAGAAAUUGGCUAGUGCUCAUGCUGCUGUAUUGUAUCUAGUCUUCCUGAUGUGGAAUUAAGUAGCAACCGUGUCUAUAUGAUCUACUAGUGUCUUUUAGGUAUGAACAAUCAUGUCUACUAUCCUGUAGUGUGCUUUGUGCUUUUGUGUUGGAUAUAAGUAUCUAGUCUCUGAUGCAUCAAUUAUCAAGUAUGAAGUUAUAUGAACCCACAAUCAUCUUGGUUAUCAGGAAUGAUAUUCUGUCUCUGGUUUA